AUGAAUUUAAUUUUUAAUAUAAGUUUACUGUAUUUAUUUUCACUUUUCCCACUCUAUAAAAAUAAUCCCAUGCCAUUUAUUGAGUCAUGGUUAAAAAAAGACCAAAAUGAUGGCACCGUCGAAAGAGAUAUGACUAGCUCAUUAACCGGAAGAGAUGAAAGUUUUGGAUCCGCUCAUCAAAACUAUCAAAAUUCAUUGAUAAGAAAAAAAAAAUGUGAUGAUGAAAUGAUCGAUAUAAACUCAAAUAAAAAAAAAUUAAGUUCGAAAUUUGAUCGAAACGAAAAUUUCAAUCAACCGGAUGUGUCCUUAAAUACAAAGGAAAUAAAUUAUGUUAAAUACGAAGAAAAAAAUAAAAACGAUCCGACAUUUGACGAAUUGGACGAAACCGGAGAUUUUAAUAAUAAUAAUAAUUACCAUCCGAAACAAAUACAUUCGAAUGUUAAAAAUGAAGAUAACAUGAAUCGUCCUUUUUUAAAUAAUUUAAAAAAUGAUAAAUAUAUUGAUAUUGUUCCUUAUAAAGAUAUAUUACCCAAUAACAGAUUGACUAAUUCUCGUGGAAAUAAAGAUUUAAGUUUUUUUAAUGAAAAUUACGGGAAAUGGUCGGGAAAUGGUGAUAAAAUGAAAGAAUUAUAUUCUAAUAAUCCGAACAAUUACAUUUCGAGAGGAAAUUCAUUAAACGGAGGAAAUUUUAUGCAAAAUCCAAUGUCCGAUAAAGAUCCAUCGAAUAACGAGUAUAAUACAAAUGAUGAACCCGAAGGAAGAAAUCCACAAGUCGAAACCGAUUAUUACGAUUCGGAAACAAAUCCAUCCAUAACCGAUAAUGAAUUCGAUGAGGGAAACGAAUAUGGGGAUUCAUUUUCCGGUCGUUCUUUUCUGGAUAAAAGAGACGAAACGGCACAACAAAGAAGUUUACAAAUGAAUAAUAAUAAUAAAUAUCGAAGUCCUGGAAAUUCACAAAAAGCCAUUUACGAAGCUUUGAAAGUUAUGAAUCAUCGUGGUCCAUCUUAUCAAACCAAUCAAAUCCCGUUAUCAGAAUUUCAAAAAAAUCCAAGUUAUCAAAGAAAUUCCGGUCCUAAUUAUUUAUGGAACGUUAAUUCGAAUUUUCAAUCAAAAGCAUUGCAAGACGUAUUGAAAAAUUCACAGAAAGCUUUAAAAGAAGUACAAUUAUAUCAACAAAAACAUGUUCCCGCUUUGAGAUCGGAUAAUAAUUUGAAUUUUGAUGUGAGUCACGAAGUUAAAAAUUUCCCCAUGAUACAAUGGUCUGCCAACAAUUUAAGAUUCGAUGAAAAAAGAUUAAAAAGAGAGGAUGAAGAUGAGCAAAAAAAUAUGAAAACUGGUACGGAUGAAGGAGGAGGUGGUGAAUAUGAAGACGAAGAAGGAAAAGGACACAACGAUGAAGAAGAAUAUUAUGAAGAUGCUGAUUUGUCAAAUAACGAAUCGGGUAAUGAAAUUCAUUCAGCUGAUGAUGAUGAAGUUAAUAAAAAAUUGGUUAAGAGGGAAUUAAAUACAGGGGAAAAAUCAAAAAAAAAUUCCGGAAGAAAAGGUGUGAAAAUUUGGGAUCAGUGGGGUAAAUGGUCACCUUGUUCAGUAACUUGUGGUAUCGGCCGAUCUACUCGAUGGAGACAUUGUGUCGGUGGUGGUUGCGCCCAAGGUGAAAAAGAAGCACAAAUAAAAAGAUGUACUAAUCCUGCUUGUUAA
Pediculus humanus corporis (human body louse) is the source of this 1698-nucleotide messenger RNA. RefSeq lists its product as uncharacterized. Bases 1 to 1698 code for a protein of 565 amino acids. The transcript has 3 exons. NCBI's taxonomy places the organism in Eukaryota, Metazoa, Arthropoda, Insecta, Psocodea, Pediculidae. The record is from RefSeq and is a predicted model, not a curated record.